Pseudomyrmex gracilis is the source of this 1921-nucleotide messenger RNA. RefSeq lists its product as uncharacterized. Gene Ontology annotation, molecular function: sequence-specific DNA binding. NCBI's taxonomy places the organism in Eukaryota, Metazoa, Arthropoda, Insecta, Hymenoptera, Formicidae. The record is from RefSeq and is a predicted model, not a curated record. Bases 129 to 1307 code for a protein of 392 amino acids. The transcript has 4 exons.
UCUUCUUUAUGCCCAUUGAGCCAUUACAACAUAGAAUAGAAUAGUUCUAUUCUAUUCUCCACGUGUUUUACAUUUGCUUUGUGAUUAUUUUAUAUUUUUAUUAAAAUAUAGUGUUAUAUAAUUUAAAUAUGGGAAGACAGUGCAGUGUUUCCGGUUGUUUAAAUAAACAAUUAAAAGUAAAAAAAGUCACUUUUUUCAAGGCACCAAAAUCUAUUGAUACUAGAAACAAAUGGUCAAGACUUUUGGGUUGUUUAUUAACAGAAAAUUCAUACAUAUGCGAACAACAUUUUCACUCAUCGGAUAUAAAAAGUGCAGAAACUGUAAACGAUGCUGCUGGCAAUGUUUUGUAUAAUUAUCAGUUCAAGAAGAAAAUUUUACUAAAAGAUGCUUUGCCUUUUAAGCAUAAUAAUUCAUCAAUUGAUGAACAUAAAGACGUUGCUACAAAAAUGAUUACACUUGAUUCUAAUGAAAAGACAGAAUCAGAAUUAUGUAAUGAAAACAUGAAUUGUCAUACAGAAUCAUAUAAUGAAAUCGAAAUGGAACAGACAGUCAUGAACUGUCAAGAAGAAUCAUCUAAAUCUAAUCUAAUUAAUCUAAUCAAAGAAAUUGAAAUAAAACAGACAGUGAACAGUUGUAUUACAUCUGAUGAAAUAGAAGACAGUUUAUAUGAUAAAAUUAUAAAACAGGAAGUUGUCAUCAAAUUUCCUAGAUCAGAAUGGGGAGUACAUUGUUGUUUAAGGAAAAAGUUGCUUGUUUUUUCGGUAAUAGAAAUAAUGCCCGAUUCAUGUAGUGGAAAUGUGAUGAUACCAAUAUAUACAAAACAGGUGAUUUUAAAUAGCAACUGUGAAAUAAAAUUACUUUUUUUGGGAAAGAAUUUUGAGAUAGAAUGUGCAAGAAGUAAGCCAAAAUCUGCUCAAGAUAUAGAAAAUUUAAUUGCAGAAAUAGAUGCAUUACAAACUUGUCUCGGGGGUCCAUCCAUAAAAUACUACCGAAAUAUUCGCCCAGAGUGUGCUUAUAGGGAUCAAGUUGCAUGGAGACACAAGAAAUGUCCAAUUAUUGUAACUGCAGGAAGUGUCUGUACUUACUGUGUAUCAUUGCAUAAAACUUUAUCACAAAAUGUAGACUUUCAGAGAAGGAAUAAAUUACGAGUAAGACUACCCGCGUCACCAACAGUAAAAUCCAAAAUACAAAAUCUUUUUAAUCAGAAACGUGUACUGCAGCAGCAGUUAAAUAGAAACCAGAAGAAAUUAAGUAAUCUAUCUGAAGAACUUAAUAAAGUCCACGAACGUCUUUUGAAUAUGAAGUAGAUGACGCUAGAUGAAGAAUUAAGAAAGGUGUCAUCCAAGACCACAAUCCUUCCACACAAUAAGAAAUUUUUCGGAAUGAUUUGUCAAGCUGGUUGCCAGAAUGAUCAUCCAACAUUCCCAACAUUCAUGCAACUGUAUCAUUUAUUAUCAAUAUAUACAAUUUUAAAGCCACCAAAAUUUGGGAAUUGUACAGUUUGCAAUUUAACGGAAGAAGAAAAACCAAAACUAAGUUUGAAAAAAUUUAGACAUAGUUUCAAAGAAAAAAAUAUAUCACACAAACAACAGCAUAUAAACAAUUUUUACAGAAGAAACUAGAUCAUUUAAUUCGAUAUACAAAAUGGGAAUGCGAUGAUGUAAUCGAGGACGAUUGUGGAAUAGAUGACGUAAUGUCGUGUAUAAUAUAUUACAUAACAGGAUACAUAUGUAAGCAAAUGCUAAAAACAAGCAAAUGUGAAAUUUGCAAAAAGGCGUUUUCCUCUUGCUAUGAUAAUUUAAUUGUUGGAUAUAAAGAAACAGACUUGGUAGAUUUAAAGUCUCGGGGUGGACUUAUUCAUCCAAAUAUACAUUUGGUGCGAAUGUUUCAAAAAAUUGAAAUGUAUUUUCAGAAACAUUGA